Molecule: messenger RNA, 4620 nt
Organism: Drosophila hydei
Lineage: Eukaryota; Metazoa; Arthropoda; Insecta; Diptera; Drosophilidae
Gene: DNApol-alpha180
Product: DNA polymerase alpha catalytic subunit
Exons: 7
Coding region: 86-4552 (1488 amino acids)
Biological process (GO): leading strand elongation; DNA replication; mitotic DNA replication initiation
Cellular component (GO): alpha DNA polymerase:primase complex
Molecular function (GO): purine nucleotide binding; chromatin binding; DNA-directed DNA polymerase activity
Source: RefSeq, a predicted model, not a curated record
UGUACACACUUCUGCUUUCCCGCCUUUUGUGAAAAUAUUCCGAGCUACGUAAAUUAAAACAAUUUAAUAAUUUGUUGUGUUUCAAAUGGCUGAUUCACCUUCUGGUCCGCGUGUCAAACGACAACGCAUAGACAAAUCCGGUCGUUUUGCAGCUUUAGAGCGACUCAGAGGUUUAAAGGGUGCGAAAAACAAAUGCCAGGUGGAAGAAAAAGUGGACGAUGUAUACGAAGUGAUAGACGAGCGUGAGUAUGCGAAGCGAGCAAAUGAAAAAUACGGUGGCGAUUGGAUUGAAGAAGACGGCACAGGCUACGUAGAGGAUGGUCGCGACUUUUUUGAGGAUGAGGAUGAGUACUCUGAUGAGGAAGGAAAGAAUCAGAAUGAUGGCAAGAAAAAGAAAUCAGCUAAUGCAAAGAAACGACCACGCGAGAACGACUCAGGUCCAGCCAAGGGGAAGGCGUCCAUUCGCAAUCUCUUCAGCAAUGCAGUUCCGAAGAAGGUGGACAUCAAAAACAGUGUCAAGGAUGACGAUAUUCUGGCUGACAUAUUGGGGGAAAUUAAAGAAGAGCCUGCUGUCGACUCAUCUGCAUCAAGACAACAAAAAGUAAUUGCACCAGCUAAAACUGUUGCAGCUGCACGCAAAUCUGAUGCACUCGCUGCCAAGGAGUAUAUGAAUAGUUUCUUGAGCAACAUAAAAAUGCAAGAGCAUCAGCGCAAAAAAGAAGCUAGCAGUGACGACGAAAUGCUCGAUCGUAUACUGCAGCCAAGAGCAACAAUGCUGCCCAACAAGAAGGCGACCCCAAUUGCAGCUACAGCUCCAGUGAAAGUGAAGCAGGAGGAAACUGCUGAGCAGCCCAGGAAGAGGACAACAAAAGAAGCUACGCCUGAACUUGAUGACAAUGACGUGGACUUUAGUUGCUUAGAUGACGAUGAGAAUCAGUUCGAGUUGGCUGCAUCGAAAGUCAAGCCCCCUGUCAAGCCAGAAACUACGGAGAAGCCCUCAGCAGUUACAGCUGCCGCUGCCAAACCAGAAACAGAGGACAUGAGCAAGCUGCUUAGCAACUGGGAGUCAAUAUGUCAAAUGGAUGAUGACUUCGAGAAAUCGGUGUUAGCCAGUGAAGCAGAGACAUCCGUAGGUAGCGAUCCAGUGGACGUAGAGCAGCUGCGUUUUUGGUACUGGGAGGCUUGGGAAGAUGCGCUGAAGCUGCCCGGUGAAGUUUUUCUCUUUGGACGUACGCCAGACGGCAAGUCCAUAUGUGUGCGCGUUCAGAACAUCAAUCGUGUGCUCUAUCUUCUGCCCAGGCAAUAUCUGCUAGACCCCAUUACAAAGGAGCCCACUAAACAAAAAGUCACAGCUGCCGAUAUGUACAAGGAGUUCGAUACGCACAUUGCCACAGAGCUGAAGCUGGAUACGUUCCGUUCUCGAAAGGUGAGCAAGAGCUUUGCCAACCAUGCUAUUGGCAUAGAUGUGCCGCAAACCUGCGACUACCUGGAGGUCCAUUACGAUGGCAAGAAGCCGGCGCCAAACAUGUUAAAUAAGAAAUACGAUUCCAUAGCACACAUAUUUGGAGCCAACACCAAUGCGCUGGAGCGCUUUUUGCUAGAGCGGAAGAUCAAGGGUCCGUGUUGGCUGCAGAUUAGCGGCUUCAAUAAAAAUCCUGCGCCUAUUAGCUGGUGCCAAACAGAUGUGACGAUCGCUGAGCCGAAGAACGUGGAGCUUGUGCUGGAGCAGGGAAAACCAACACCGCCACCUGCCAUAACCCUGCUCACACUCAACGUGCGCACCUCUAUGAAUCCAAAGACACUUAAGAACGAGAUCUGCAUGAUUUCGAUGCUCACCCACAAUCGCUUUAACAUAGACAAGCCGGCGCCGCAGCCCGCCUUCAAUCGUCACAUGUGCGCCCUCACACGACCGGCUGUCUCCAGCUGGCCUUUCGAUUUGAAUUUGCAGCUAACGAAGUACAAGUCCACAAAGAUCUACAAACACGAUUCUGAGCGCGCGCUGCUCAGCUGGUUUCUGGCGCAGUAUCAACAAAUCGAUGCAGAUCUUAUAGUUACUUUCGAUGCAAUGGAUUGCCAGUUGAAUGUCAUAACGGAUCAGAUUGUAGCCCUGAAGAUACCUCAGUGGUCGCGCAUGGGACGCCUGCGUUUCACACAAACUUUUGGAAAGCGUCUUCUGGAUCACUUUGUGGGUCGCAUGGUGUGCGAUGUGAAACGCUCGGCGGAGGAGUGUAUAAGAGCCAGAUCCUACGACCUGCAGACGCUAUGCCAACAGGUACUCAAGUUGCAGGAGUCUGAACGCAUGGAUGUCAAUGCGGAUGAUCUGCUGGAGAUGUAUGAGAAAGGCGAAAACGUUACCAAGCUCAUCUCGUUAACCAUGCAGGACGCCUCAUAUAUGCUGCGCCUCAUGUGCGAGCUAAAUAUCAUGCCACUGGCACUGCAGAUAACCAACAUUUGCGGCAACACAAUGACGCGCACACUUCAAGGCGGCCGCUCCGAGCGCAAUGAAUUUCUUCUGCUUCAUGCCUUUCAUGAAAAGAACUAUAUUGUACCCGAUAAACUGCCACAAAGACGUGGCGUUGCUGCCAACACUCAUGCUGAUCCUGAUGCCACCACGGGUAAUGACACAACGGUAGCUGCAGGCAGUGGACCAGCUCGUAAGAAGGCAGCGUAUGCGGGAGGCUUGGUACUGGAACCCUUGCGGGGACUUUAUGAAAAGUACGUGUUGCUCAUGGAUUUCAAUUCGCUGUAUCCGAGCAUCAUACAGGAGUAUAAUAUUUGCUUCACCACGGUGCAGCAGCCACACGAUGCGGAACAGCUGCCUGUGCUGCCAGACUCCAAUGCAGAGCCAGGCAUUUUGCCGAUGCAAUUGCGCCGUUUGGUGGAGUCGCGUCGCCAGGUCAAGAAGCUAAUGGCUGUGCCGGAUCUAUCGCCGGAACUUCAUAUGCAAUAUCAUAUACGACAGAUGGCACUCAAGCUGACUGCAAAUUCCAUGUACGGUUGUCUCGGAUUUGCGCAUUCGCGCUUCUUUGCACAGCAUUUGGCAGCGCUGGUAACACACAAGGGUCGCGAGAUUCUGGUUAACACACAGCAGCUGGUGCAGAAGCUCAACUACGAUGUGGUUUAUGGUGACACGGAUUCGCUGAUGAUCAAUACGAACAUAACGGACUAUGAUCAGGUCUAUAAGAUUGGACACACCAUUAAGCAGAGCGUGAACAAGCUGUACAAGCAACUCGAGCUGGACAUUGAUGGCGUCUUCGCCUGUUUGCUGCUACUCAAAAAGAAGAAAUAUGCGGCCGUCAAGCUGACCAAGAAUGCAAAAGGCGUGCUGCGACGUGAACAGGAGCACAAGGGUUUAGAUAUAGUCCGUCGCGAUUGGUCACAGCUCGCCGUCAUGGUAGGCAAGGCGGUGUUGGAUGAAGUGCUCGCAGAUAAGCCACUGGAGGAUAAACUUGAUGCUGUGCAUGCCCAGCUGGGACGCAUCAAGGACCAAAUAACAGAGUCUGUUGUGCCGCUGCCGCUGUACGUGAUCACCAAGCAAUUGACACGUGCGCCGCAAGAGUAUGCCAACAGCUCUUCACUGCCCCACGUUCAGGUGGCGUUGCGCAUGAAUCGAGAAAGGAAUCGACGCUAUAAAAAGGGCGACAUGGUGGACUAUGUGAUCUGUUUAGAUGGCACCACAAAUGCGGCCAUGCAGCGGGCCUACCAUCUGGACGAGCUGAAGAGCAACGAAUCGCUGAAGCUGGACACGAAUUACUAUCUGGGCCAUCAGAUACAUCCGGUGGUCACACGCAUGGUGGAGGUGCUCGAGGGCACCGAUGCGAGUCGUAUUGCUGAGUGCCUGGGCAUGGAUGCCAGCAAAUACAGACAGAAUGCACAGCGCAUUCAACGCGAGCGUACGGAAGAAGCCGAAGGAGAAUCGCUGCAGAAGACCACGUUGCAGCUCUAUCGCCUGUGUGAACCCUUUCGCUUCAAGUGCGUUAGGUGUAAAACGGAACAGCUUAUGGCCAGCGCCUAUCGGCCGGGCCCGAACAGCAGCCAUGUGCCGGUGCUGCAGCAGUGCGCCAAUCCGGAGUGCCAGACAUCACCUUUGCAAUAUUUGGUUAGCAUACGCAAUCAGCUGCAGCUGUGCAUGCGUGGAUAUGUGCAGCGUUUCUAUCGCAAUUGGCUGGUGUGUGACCAUCCUGAUUGCAACUACAAUACAAGAACCUGUUCCAUGCGGCUCGAGCUGCGUCGACCGCUGUGCCUCAAAUGCAACAGUGGUGCCAUGCUGCGCCAGUACUCUGAGCGCGAUCUCUACAAUCAGCUGUGCUACCUGCGUUUCACAUUUGACCUCAGCAAGCAGCAGCUGCAUCAGAAACCUACUUUAACACCUGAACUGGAGCAGGCCUAUCAACUACUUUAUGACACUGUGGAACAGCAAUUCCAAUGCUCCAGCUACGUUGUCAUCUCGCUUGGCAACAUAUUUGCGCGCAGCCUGGCGCUGUCGACACUGCAGCCGCCCAAGAAGGAGCAACGGGAUGAUGCAGUAGCCUGCAGCUUGGCGGAUGUUUAGUUCACGUACAACCCCAACAUUUAUUAAAUCUACACAUGCUCACACACAUAUAUAUAAAUCUUUGAUAA